AUGUCCUGCUGCAAUGCCAGAAUUAAAUCUAUGGAAAAUAUUUCCAAAUGGAAAUAUCAAGGCAGUGAUUGCAUAAUGCAUGGACCAUAUGACAGUUUACUUAUGCUCAAAUGGAUUUCUCUGGGCUACUUUGAUGAGUCUACUGUGGUUCAGGACGUCAGAUUUGAUAACAAAAUGUUGCUUAAAAUGGCUGUGAUAAAUUUGAAAGAGGAUGCCAUUAGACAUGCUAAAUCCAUACUAAGCUGCCCUCACCACACAAGCCAAAUUUAUGCCAUAGCGACAAACGAAGCCAGUCAAACUAUGGAACUUGCAGGUGUUGAUGAAAGGACGGAAUCAGUAUCUACAUCUGAUCAUUCUGCUAGGAGUGAUUUUUCCAUGCAGAAUGUCCCUAUUGUAUAUCGCAACAUACCAAACAUAGACAAUAUUAACAUAUACAACGCCACUAUUACAAAUAAUACCUCUAAUAGCCAUGCCAAAAUUAAUAAUAGUGAUACUUAUACUAAAAAUAUUGAAUCUGCUGGAUUAAUAGAUGAAUUGAACAUUAAUAACAUUGAUGGAAAUGACACGAAAAAUAAAGAGCUACAAUUGGACAGUGAAAUUAAAUAUUGCAAAACUAACAUAGGCCAGUUCUUAGAAAUGCCAAAGGAUAAGAAUUAUCUCCAAAAUGCAAUGUUUUUGCCUCGAUUUAAUAAUGAUAUAUUAGAUUUAUCACCAAAGUCCGAUAAAUCCAAUGUCGCUAGUACAAGUCCAAAAACACCAAAAGUUAGUGGCGUAGAAACAAUUUUAGGGCUAGAUGAGGCUGAAAGGCAUUUAAAACGGAUAGAAAAGCAUAAGAUUAGCGGAUAUUUGGAAAAGAUAAUGUGUAUGGGUACAGAUAUUCACAUAGUUGGUCAACUCAACUAA
Babesia microti strain RI is the source of this 903-nucleotide messenger RNA. RefSeq lists its product as hypothetical. NCBI's taxonomy places the organism in Eukaryota, Apicomplexa, Aconoidasida, Piroplasmida, Babesiidae. The transcript is spliced from 3 exons. The record is from RefSeq and is a predicted model, not a curated record. Gene Ontology annotation, molecular function: protein binding. The coding region runs from base 1 to 903 and encodes 300 amino acids.